AUGGAUACACCAGAGUUGGUAAUACAGAGAGCACUAGCACGCCAGACACCUAUUAGGAAGGCUGCGGCACCUGGUAAUUCGACAAUCCAGAAGUUCUACGCAGGCAGAACUAUUUUCGUUACUGGGGGCUCCGGGUUUCUUGGAAAACUAUUUAUCGAAAAGAUAUGCAGAACAUGCGACAUUAAAAACAUUUAUAUGCUCAUUCGUCCAAAGAAAAAUGUAAAUGCGCAAGACAGGCUAUUAGAAAUUUUAAAAGAUCCAGCAUUCCAGUCUUUGCAUGAGGAGCUGCCUAAUUUCCCGAAAAAGAUAAUAACUGUGGAAGGAGACAUCACCGUGAAGAGACUGGGCCUUAGCGAUAAUGAUUGGAAUACGAUUGUGAAUGAGGUUGACAUGAUAUUUCACAUUGCGGCGAACGUUAGAUUCGACGUCGAGUUGAAGGAAGCGAUCAUCUCCAACGUGGGAGGUACACGAGAGAUGCUAACAUUGGGCAAGGCUUGCACAAAUCUCCGGGCUUAUGUACACGUAUCUACUGCAUACACGUUCGCAACCAAAGAUAGGUUCGGCGGACUUAUUCUGGAGGAGUUUCAAACUAGUCCAGCGGACCCGGAUGCCAUUCUAGAGAUGGCUGAGGCAUUUUCAUCGGAAAAACUUAACCAAUUAACUCCUGCAUUGGUAAAGGGAUGGCCGAAUACGUACACGUUUUCGAAAGCGAUAGCCGAAGAAGCCGUCCGUACGCUCUCCGAAGACUUACCCAUAUGUGUGGUGAGACCAGCAAUAGUGGUUCCUACUUACGUGGAGCCGGCACCAGGCUGGGUUGACAUUAGUAACGUUUAUGGACCCAGUGGUAUGAUAUUAGGUUUGGGAAUGGGUGUAAUAAAAACACUAUUUGCAAACAAAAAAGUGAGGAUUUGCUUCACGCCCGCUGAUUUGGUUACUAAUGCCAUUAUAGCAGCUGGUUGGGAAACUGGUAAUAAACCAACGACGGAGGAAAAGAAAAUUGAGAUAUAUACAGUCAGCAACAUGAGGAAACCAGUUACAUGGGGAAAUAUUGGUGCUAUAAUGAGAACACACAGAUAUACUCUGGCAACGCCAAAAGCUCUAUGGUAUUGCGAAUCAACGGAAACGAAUAGGCCAUUUAUGUUUUGGCUGCUAACUUUGCUGUUUCACUUUGUUCCUGCAUACCUAGUCGAUGGUUUAUGUUCAUUAUUAGGAAAGGAGAGAAGGUUCGUUAAAUUGUACAAAAAGAUGUACAAACUGACCGCGGUACUAAGUUAUUUUACUCUUCACGAUUGGCAAUUCAGCGACGACAAUACCCAUAGAUUGUACAAGCGGAUGUCGAAAGCAGACCAGGUCAUAUUUAAUUUUGACAUCGCGACAGUGGACUGGAUAGAAGUUAUGAAAGUAUGGUGGAUUGGUUUGAGGAAAUAUAUUAUCAAAGACGAACUGAAAGAUACGAGAUAUGGGAACACGAAGCAGAAGAUAUUAUGUGUAGCUAAUUACACUAUCCUUGCAUUAUAUUUGUAUGUGAUCGGAAGAAUUGUAUUUUUAGCGUUUCUAGGCAUACGCACCAUUUUGGGAAUACUUUUCAAAACGACAGGAAUU
Molecule: messenger RNA, 1602 nt
Organism: Iphiclides podalirius (scarce swallowtail)
Lineage: Eukaryota; Metazoa; Arthropoda; Insecta; Lepidoptera; Papilionidae
Source: the annotation of a GenBank genome assembly